AUGCUGGAUCGCGAGGUAGUUGAAAUUGCGGAGAAAGUUGCAGAGCUGCUGGUCGCGAAAAAUGCCACAGUCGCCGUGAGCGAUGCCGCGUGUGGCGGUCUCAUUGGCGCCUAUCUUGUAGCAGUGCCCGGGGCCUCGAAGUUUUUCGUAGGAUCGCGCACUGCCUACACCGUAAAAUCUAGAUUAACCUUGUCUGGUUGGUCGCAGGAUGAAAUAAAUAGCUAUACGGGCCCCAGCGAAGAGGUUGCCGCGAGAAUGGGCCGAAGACUAAGACUUGAACUGGGUGCUACAUACGUCCUGGCUGAGACGGGCUGGGCUGGACCUUCUGCCGACGAAAACGGCCAAGUGGGUAGUGUAUACCUCAGUGUUGCUGGUCCUACUGGAACUGUGUCCAAAAAAGCUUCCACUGGGCUGCAGGAUCGGCUCGAAAAUAUGGCGGCUUUCGCUCGGCUCGCUCUUGAAUAUCUACUGGAGCAGCUGUCUGCAUCGACGUAA
Messenger RNA from Wickerhamiella sorbophila, 495 nucleotides. RefSeq names its product CinA-like protein. The record is from RefSeq and is a predicted model, not a curated record. NCBI's taxonomy places the organism in Eukaryota, Fungi, Ascomycota, Dipodascomycetes, Dipodascales, Trichomonascaceae. Bases 1 to 495 code for a protein of 164 amino acids. The transcript has a single exon.